AUGACUGAGGAGGAGCGACAGAUCGCUGCGCGCCAAGCCCAAGAAGAGGCAGAGGCCGCCGAGGAGUACUUUGCAGAGCAGCCUGACAUGGACGAUGACAGUGAUGGGGACGCGCCUCUCCCCGUGGAUGCGCCGCGAUCGGCUCCAGCACCCUCACAGCCUGCAGACGAGGUCGACAACGACGACUUUGAAGCUCCCAUGCUGUCCACCAAUACUGCCACGCCCGCGACGCAAGCGACACAAGCGAUGCCGACGACACAGACGACACAGACGGCACCGGCCACACCAGCGACGGGCACCGGCGCAGCAGAUGCUCGUCCCAACCGGGAGCGCAGUGCUGAUCCCGACGACGAGCUGGACCGGCUCUUGGCCGAAGAGGAGGAGCGUGCUCUCGCGCAUGCUCGUCCCGCACAUGCCGAGGAGGAGCCUACCGCAGAAAAGAAGGCUAAAAGCGCCGAGAAGGCCACCCGCAGCCAAGUUGGCGGCCCUAUCGGGCAGCUCAUCAAGGCCUUCAACUGGGUCAAAGACCAGGUCACUGAGGAUUCUGUUCACUACGAAAAGUCCAAGGCUUAUCAAGCACCAGUGGACCGUCGCCGUUCUAGCAUCGAAAAGCCUAGCGAAGCUUUCCAGGCCAACGAGGAUGAGACUGGCAUCGUUAUGCACAAGGAAUCUCGUUGGGAGUCUCAGUGGAACAGCUUCAAGGAGAACAACCCCGUCCUUAACCGUAUUUUUGAUCUGCAAAUGAAGUAUGAUGAGAGUGAUAACGUCCUUGUGCGCGGUGCACGCAGCGUGACGGACACUCUGACUGACCGUCUCGGCCAAGUCUUUGAGAAUGACGAGAGUGGCGCCGUUCUCGCUGAAGUGCAACGUUUGGACCCAACCUUCGACCGUCUUGCUUUCACGCUCCACUGUGAGAAGAAGGUCAUCCCUGCCGUGCUCGAGGCAUUUAUUGCCGGUGACAAGGAGGUUCUGAAGGAGUGGUGCGCCGAGGUCUGCUUCAACAACAUGGCCGCGCAAAUCGACCAACGCGAGGCGUCGGGUAUCAUCUACGAAGCUCGCAUUCUCGACAUUGCUGACGUGGAGUACAUCACGGCGCAACGCAUGGACGAAGGACCUGUCCUCGUCUUUGUCUUCAAUGCCCAGCAAACCCACUGCAUCCGUGACCGUACCGGUGCUGUUGUUGAGGGCUCUGAGGAUAACAUCCAGCAAUCAAUGUACAUGUUUGCUAUGCGCCGCAACCCGGCCAUCUUCGACCCGAAGCUGGCAUGGCAGGUGCUCGAGAUGAACCUGGUCAACUCUACUCCCGUCUGGUAGAGCAAGCCCCAAUACGUAGUUACGCUGGCUGUUUGCUUCGUUUGAUGAUGUGGUUUAUCAGUGAAGUGCAGCGCGUUCCACCCCUCCCUACCACUGAUACAUUUGUCCCAGACCGUUGUUUUCAUGAGUUGGCAAGGUAGUGGAUGGAGGAUCAACACGCCUCAAAUCAUAGCGGAAGAAAUUUCAAACCCCAAGAGAAAAAAAAAAAAUUGGUCAACUCAAUUCACAAUGUCAGUCAAUGCCACGCGAGCUGCGGUCAAUUGAGAGUAGUGCCAAGCC
Messenger RNA from Monosiga brevicollis MX1, 1593 nucleotides. RefSeq lists its product as uncharacterized. The transcript has 11 exons. The coding region runs from base 1 to 1314 and encodes 437 amino acids. NCBI's taxonomy places the organism in Eukaryota, Choanoflagellata, Craspedida, Salpingoecidae. Gene Ontology annotation, cellular component: mitochondrial inner membrane. The record is from RefSeq and is a predicted model, not a curated record. Gene Ontology annotation, biological process: protein import into mitochondrial matrix. Gene Ontology annotation, molecular function: protein-folding chaperone binding.